CAGCCUUUGUGUUUGUCAAAAACUAGAAAUGAGUAUUCUAAGUAGACGACGACCAUUUGCUUACUCAAAGAUGGAUUGUGAAGAUCCAGAAGAGAUGAGGCAUCGAAAAGCGCAGUUCUUGAUCUACAAAGUGCUGGAGAGAGCAGAUUAUGGACGAAAACGGUCGUGUUUGAGAGUGAGAAUAUGUAGGGUGAAGAUUAAGAUUGGGAAGAGACUGAGGAGGCUGAGAAAGACCAUAUUGUUAACCAUAUCUGCUGCUGAAGUUGGUGCCUAUAAACAACUUGUUACCCAAUACUUGAAGCGCUUGUUUCGCGGUGGACAGGCUGUGGUCAGUCUUCCGAAGUUAUGAUUUUCUCAUGUUUGGCUGUCAAGAAAAUUUCGGAUAUAUGUCCAUGCAAUAUAUGGUUUCUUACCGUCUAGGCAAUGCGCGCUUUUUUAUUUCCUUCUCUUCUGGUUUUUCUUUUUUGUGCUAGGAACUGAAUUUUCUUGGCAAUGUCUUUCUGAUAAAAACUAGCCAAGAAUUUUGGAGUUGGGAGAGUUUGUGAGCAAGCUUGAACUCAAAUUGUAAGACUGAAUGUAUAAUUUUCAUAUAGUUUUCGAAAGUAUGAAUAAGGUUUUGUUGA
Messenger RNA from Cornus florida, 623 nucleotides. RefSeq lists its product as uncharacterized. NCBI's taxonomy places the organism in Eukaryota, Viridiplantae, Streptophyta, Magnoliopsida, Cornales, Cornaceae. The coding region runs from base 29 to 349 and encodes 106 amino acids. The record is from RefSeq and is a predicted model, not a curated record. The transcript has a single exon.